Molecule: messenger RNA, 1758 nt
Organism: Hevea brasiliensis (rubber tree)
Lineage: Eukaryota; Viridiplantae; Streptophyta; Magnoliopsida; Malpighiales; Euphorbiaceae
Product: protein TRAUCO
Exons: 3
Coding region: 177-1505 (442 amino acids)
Cellular component (GO): Set1C/COMPASS complex
Molecular function (GO): transcription cis-regulatory region binding; protein binding
Source: RefSeq, a predicted model, not a curated record
UAAACCAAUGUUUAUUUCUAUUCUUCUUCCUGAGAAAUUGGGAAUUACUUCUCCCCAUCUCUCUCUCUCUCUCUCUGUAAUCUAUCAGUCUCAAUCUCUUCUAAACCUCGGAUAUACUUGCAAUUUCGCAUCUUUAUCAAUCAAAAGAUUCAAAACCCAUAACUAAACGCCUUCUCAUGGACUCCCUUCAAGCCGCCUACAAGGAAGAAGAAGAUGACGAAGAAGAACCCACCAAUCACCUCGACCGCCCCACCAUUGAACUUGCCGAUGCUGAUCACCCCAACGAUGCAGAACAACCACUUAACGACACCGAAACCUCUCAAAACGGGGACUCCACUAAACAGCAAGAGCCAUUUGUAUCUGGCCUAUCUGAGUCGGACCCAACCACUUCUAACGACACCGAGAAACCCACCCUCAAAUCCCCCAAACAUGAAGACAUUGAGGAAGAAGAAGAUGAGGAUGACGAUGAAGAUGAAGACCCACCUCCCAAAAAGCAAAAACAACUCUCGUCUUUGACACUGCAGCAACGAGAAGAAGAACCCGCAACAAUUGACGAUAACAGCAACGGCAAUAAUGUAUCCAACGGAACGAAGACUCCGACGGCGGCACAAGCCACGGCGAAAAAGAAAUCCAAGAAAAAAAGCAACAACAAUGUGUGGGUAACGAGAUCUACUCGCAAAGGCAAGAAGAAAACCAAGCCUAAUCCCCAAAAUGCUCCUGCUGAAGAUACAGUGUUGAUUACCCCGGUCCCCAGGUUCCCAGAUAAAAGUGACGAUACUCCAGAUAUGAAAAUUUGCUUGUCCAAAGUAUACAAAGCUGAGAAAGUAGAGUUGAGUGAAGAUAGAUUGAGUGCUGGAAGUACGAAAGGGUAUAGAAUGGUGAGAGCUACCAGAGGUGUUUGUGAAGGCGCUUGGUACUUUGAGAUUAAACUGGCGAGCUUGGGAGAGACGGGGCACACUCGUCUUGGGUGGUCUACGGAGAAAGGGGACCUGCAGGCGCCAGUUGGGUACGAUGGUAAUAGUUUUGGGUAUAGAGAUGUUGAUGGGAGUAAAGUGCACAAGGCAUUGAGAGAGAAGUACGGGGAGGAAGGGUAUAAGGAAGGCGACGUUAUUGGGUUUUACAUUAAUUUGCCAGAGGGUUCAUUAUAUGCUCCUAAGCCACCUCAUUUGGUUUGGUAUAAAGGGCAGAGGUAUGUGUGUGCUCCAGAUGCUAAGGAGGAUCCUCCUAAAAUCAUAUCUGGAAGUGAGAUAUCUUUCUUCAAAAAUGGGGUUUGUCAAGGCAUUGCUUUCAAGGAUUUGUUUGGUGGUCGUUACUACCCUGCUGCUUCAAUGUAUACCCUUCCAAAUCAACCAAAUUGUGUGGUCAAGUUUAACUUCGGCCCAGAUUUUGAAUUAUUUCCAGAGGAUUUUGGUGGGCGUCCAAUUCCUAGGCCCAUGUUUGAAGUUCCUUAUCAUGGGUUUGACAACCGAAUUGAAAACAGCACGAUGAAUGAGAACAAACAUUAGUAAUCUUAUUAUCAGCGGAGUGGAAGGUCUUAUUUGAAUUGAUAGAGAACAGGGGUAGAUGAAUAGAUGGAUUGACUGAGGAAAACAGUCAGGUUUGUUCUAUUACUUCAAUAUGAAAGUUUGCUUCACAUAAAUCUAGUUUAGAGAAAUUUUUCAUGAACUAUAGUUAAUUGUUUGUAUGCACAUUGUUACACAUCCUUUGUCAUGCAAGGAGCAAAAUUCUUGUAUUUAUUUAUGGAUCCUAUUUAAAAUA